Molecule: messenger RNA, 513 nt
Organism: Penicillium longicatenatum
Lineage: Eukaryota; Fungi; Ascomycota; Eurotiomycetes; Eurotiales; Aspergillaceae
Exons: 1
Coding region: 1-513 (170 amino acids)
Source: RefSeq, a predicted model, not a curated record
AUGGCUACCGCAGCCCCCGUCCCCACCACCCCCGCGCUCCGCAAUGAGUUCCCCGCUCCGAGCCAUCCCGACCGACUGCAAGUCAAUCGCAGCGACAAAGCCUUCUGCAGCGGGGCCUAUUCUCUCAUCGACCUUCCCGCCGGUGCACUAUUUGCUAAAAUCACCACUGCCACUCCAGGCAAGAAAGCCUAUACCAGCGUGCAGACGGGACCAGACACCCAUAUCGAGCUGAACUCGGACCUGGUCUACUGCAAUCAUUCUUGUGCGCCGUCAUUGGUUUUUGAUAUGUCUCGGAUGGAGGUACGGGUGGUGGAUGAUCGGCCUUUGAAAGCCGGCGAUGCCUUGACAUUUUUCUACCCGAGUACGGAGUGGGAUAUGGAUCAGCCUUUUCAAUGUAAUUGCGGUGCGAGUGUAUGUCGGGGAAUGAUUACUGGGGCCAAGGCUAUGUCUGCCGACGUAUUAGGAGAAUACUGGUUGAACCCGCAUAUUGAGGCUUUGUUACAGGGACAGUAA